Molecule: messenger RNA, 963 nt
Organism: Dromiciops gliroides (monito del monte)
Lineage: Eukaryota; Metazoa; Chordata; Mammalia; Microbiotheria; Microbiotheriidae
Product: vomeronasal type-1 receptor 1-like
Exons: 1
Coding region: 1-963 (320 amino acids)
Biological process (GO): G protein-coupled receptor signaling pathway
Cellular component (GO): membrane
Molecular function (GO): pheromone receptor activity
Source: RefSeq, a predicted model, not a curated record
AUGAGUCCAGUUGAAAUCAUGCUCAGUUUUGUCUUCUCCUCUCAGACUGCCAUUGGGCUUCUGGGAAAUUCCUUCCUUGUGUUUCUCUUCACGUUCAUAUUCCUAACUGCACAUAAACUGAGGCCCAUAGAUACAAUACUCAUACAGCUGGCUUGGGCCAACUCCUUGAUGCUCCUCUUCAAGGGUAUCCCUCAGACGAUUGCAGCUUUGGGCCUAAAGAACUUCCUGGAUAACUUUGGCUGUAAAAUUGUCUUAUACCUUUACAGAGUAGCUCGUGCUGUUUCCCUGAACAUGACCUGCCUCCUGAGCAUCUUUCAGGCCCUCACUAUUACUCCUAGGACUUCCAGAUGGCUAAGGCUUGAAAGCAGAACCACAAAGUACAUCAUCCUCUGCAGCCUUCUCUGCUGGAUAUCACAUUUGAUGAUAAAUAUCACUGUUCUUGUGAGAAUUAAAGGGCCAGUGGUCUUCAGAAACAUCUCAAACCUACUGGAUUAUGGGUACUGUUAUACUUCCAUGAUCCCUAUAAUUAAUGCUGCACUGAUCGCAAUUCUGAUCUGUCUUCCUGAUGUUGCCUGUGUAGGGUUCAUGGUCUUUGCUAGUGGCUACAUGAUGUUUUUCCUGAAAAGGCACCACAAAAGGGUACAACGCAUCCAUAUGUCUAGUCUUUCUCCAGCCUCCCCUGAGAUCAGAGCCACUCAGUCAAUCCUGCUGCUGGUCAAUACCUUUGUUGGCUUUUCCUCAUUCAGCUCUAUUUUGGUAACUUAUAUGCAUUUUAAAACCCCACCACCUUGGUUGUUACACAGCUCAAACUUUCUGGCUGCCUGUUUCCCAAUUAUAAGUCCAUUUGUGCUCAUCAACACUGACUCUCAAGUUCUAAGGUACUGGCAUGCUCUCUGGGGAACCCCACUUCUUUCAUCUUUCUUGGUGUCCCCAGUGCUUAGCAAAGAACCUAGCUCAUUGUAA